UAAUUUUAAGAUAAAAAUAACUUUUAAAUAGAUGUACAUGUGUUAUUAUUUAUAAUAGUUGAUUAAUAAGCUAUAAUAGUUGCUAAGAAACGUGUUAAAUCCAUAUUUUCAGUUGCUGGCUAAAACGAUUCAGUGAUAUUAGGUACUGACGAAUUAUCAAUAUAAAAUUUUGGUAUCUUUUUAAUAAAUAAAAUUAUAUUCAUUUAUAUAUAUAUUCUAUAACAUUUCGAAUUUUGAAAUAUUUUUUUUGAUUGAAUAUUAUUAAAAAAAAGUAUCGGAAUGGUAAAUGAAACUAAAUUUUGGAAAGAAAUUCGAAAAGAUAUAUCAGAACGUAAAAAAAGAAAACCCAGAGUUGUUCCUGCUUUCACUAUUCAAGCUCUACAGGAAAAUACUGUAGUUGCAAAACCUCCUCGCUAUGAAUUAUAUAAACCUCAACCAGCCAAACCAUCAACUUUUCGGAAAUUUUAUGAAUGGAAUGUAUUUCCAAUUGCAUUGGAAAAAGAUUUGUAUGGUUUAAAACUUAAUUGGAAAGUGAACAUCGAAGAUUUAGAUUUCCAUCACUAUUUACCCUUAUUUUUUGAUGGCUUAACCGAAACUGAACAACCGCUUAAAUUCAUAGUAGAACAAGGAAUAUCUGAUAUGUUAGAACAUGGCGGACCUAAAAUUUUACCCGUUGUACCACAAUUAAUAAUUCCUAUUAAAAAAGCUUUAAAUACAAAAGUACCAGAAGUUUUAUGUACAACACUGAAAACUCUUCAAAAUCUUGUACGCUCGGCAGAUUGUGUUGGAGAAGCUUUAGUACCAUAUUUUAGACAAAUCUUACCAGUUCUUAAUUUAUUAAAAGAUAGGAACGUGAAUCUUGGAGAAGGUAUUGAUUAUGCACAACAGAAGGGUGAAAAUGUUGCAGAUAUAAUACAAGAAACUCUUGAAUUACUUGAAAUAUAUGGAGGUGAAGAUGCCUUUAUAAAUAUUAAGUAUAUGAUUCCUACAUAUGAAUCUUGCAUGAUGAAUUAAAUAGCUUUUUAUUUAUUCAUUAAU
This is a messenger RNA of Apis florea (little honeybee), 1038 nucleotides long. Its product is annotated as parkin coregulated gene protein. Gene Ontology annotation, molecular function: Hsp70 protein binding; Hsp90 protein binding. The record is from RefSeq and is a predicted model, not a curated record. Lineage: Eukaryota; Metazoa; Arthropoda; Insecta; Hymenoptera; Apidae.